AUAUGCCUUCUAAAGGGUCCGAUUCUUCUCUUGCACACUUUACCCCCGCUCUCUUUGUAAAGGAAUAUCCUUUCAAAAGUCCGGUCCCAUAUGAUCUCUCUCCUUUUUCACACCAGCUACUUGAUAGUUGAGACUUUGAUACUAGUUGAUAUACUCCAAUAAUUCCACCUUUAUUUAACACCUUUUGAAACAAGCUGCUGCAAUGACCAUUUCUGUGUCUAUAAAUCCUUCGUUCCCUUCCCAUUUCCGUACCCAUUCUAGUCCUUCGCUUGCUUCAUAUACACCUGAUUUCUUUGAAGUUUCUGCUUCAAGAAGAAGACCCUUUUGCGUAAAGACUGGUUCUUUGAAGAGUAUGCGAACACCCUUUGUGGUUUCUAAGAAUAUGAGCUUGAAAGAUUGCAGGGAAGAAGAGGUGGAGGAGGAGGAGGAAAACCCUCCCCCUUUGCUUGAAUCCGAGGCGGCUUCAAGGCCCAGACGUAUUGCUCUCUUUGUUGAGCCCUCUCCUUUUGCUUACGUGUCUGGAUAUAAGAAUCGGUUUCAGAAUUUCAUCAAGUAUCUGCGUGAGAUGGGGGAUGAGGUAAUGGUUGUCACAACACAUGAAGGGGUGCCCCAAGAAUUUUACGGAGCAAAGUUGAUAGGAUCGCGUAGCUUUCCCUGUCCCUGGUACCGCAAAGUUCCGCUGUCUUUGGCUCUCAGUCCAAGAAUCAUCUCAGAAGUUGCCCAGUUUAAGCCUGAGAUAAUACAUGCAUCAUCUCCUGGCAUAAUGGUAUUUGGAGCUCUUAUUAUAGCAAAAUUGUUGCGUGUUCCUCUGGUGAUGUCUUAUCACACCCAUGUUCCUGUAUACAUUCCAAGAUACACUUUUAGUUGGCUAGUCCAACCUAUGUGGUUAGUUAUAAAGUUUCUCCAUAGAGCCGCUGAUCUUACACUCGUUCCCUCAGCUGCCAUUGCAAAAGACCUGCGAGCUUAUAGGAUAACUGCAGCUAACAGAAUUCGUCUGUGGAAUAAGGGUGUGGAUUCCGAAAGCUUUCACCCUCGAUUCUUCUCAAAGGAAAUGCGAUCAAGACUAAGCAAUAAUGAACCCGACAAGCCGUUGAUAGUUCAUGUUGGGCGACUUGGGGUUGAGAAGAGCUUGGAUUUCCUUAAAAGGGUGAUGGAUAGACUUCCUGACGUUCGGAUAGCUUUUAUAGGCGACGGACCAUACAGAGGGGAACUAGAGGAAAUGUUCAUGGGCAUGCCGGCCGUGUUCACGGGUAUGCUGCACGGCGAAGAACUCUCUCAAGCAUAUGCCAGUGGGGAUGUGUUCAUAAUGCCCUCCGAGUCCGAGACGCUCGGCCUCGUGGUCCUAGAGGCCAUGUCAUCUGGGUUGCCCGUAGUGGCUGCCCGCGCGGGAGGAAUUCCCGAUAUCGUCCCUGAUGAUCAGCAGGGCAAGACAGGGUAUCUGUUCACCCCGGGCGACCUCGAGGACUGUUUGGGUAAACUGGAGCCUCUCUUGUUUGACAGGGAACUGAGAGGGGCCAUGGGCAAGGCCGCGAGGCAGGAAAUGGAGAAGUACGACUGGAGGGAAGCGACCAGAAACAUCCGCAACGAACAGUACAGCGCCGCGAUCUGGUUCUGGAAGAGGAGGAAGUCCGUGUUUUUGAGGAUGUUCCAAUGGUUAUUUAGGAUGUGAAUGUCCCAGGCACCAGAAGGUGAAUAUAUGUGGAUAAUAAGGUCUUUUUGUGAAAUAUAUGUGCAUUGUUUGGUUGAUUGUGUCAUUCUUGUGGGUUGUUGGGUGUAAACCAGGUAAAAUUGUGUUCUUAUUAGUCUGUUAUUGUUUAAAAUGAAAUUGGUUAAUGUCAAAUUAGUUUGUAAAUGUUUUUAAGCUCUCAUAAACCCAUUAUAAUCAUUGAAUUCAGUUCCCUCUACACGGCGGGUUGUUCGAGCUUUUGUUAAUGUUAGUAUAGUUAAAGAAAUUUUUGGUAUUUGU
Molecule: messenger RNA, 1966 nt
Organism: Cuscuta campestris
Lineage: Eukaryota; Viridiplantae; Streptophyta; Magnoliopsida; Solanales; Convolvulaceae
Source: the annotation of a GenBank genome assembly